Ahaetulla prasina is the source of this 2769-nucleotide messenger RNA. Its product is annotated as vomeronasal type-2 receptor 26-like. Gene Ontology annotation, cellular component: membrane. NCBI's taxonomy places the organism in Eukaryota, Metazoa, Chordata, Lepidosauria, Squamata, Colubridae. Bases 1 to 2769 code for a protein of 922 amino acids. Gene Ontology annotation, biological process: G protein-coupled receptor signaling pathway. The record is from RefSeq and is a predicted model, not a curated record. The transcript is spliced from 7 exons. Gene Ontology annotation, molecular function: G protein-coupled receptor activity.
AUGGUAUGCAAGACUGACAGAUGCAACAUCAGUAAUCCACACUCGCCAUAUCACAAGUACCAUCAGCUAGGAGAUCUUAUGAUUGGUGGCAUUGUUUUUCAAGCUAGCAUCUUCAGCGAACAAAUCACCUUCACUAAAUUCCCCCCACCAGCAUUUCCUGGCAGCUUUGUCUUAAUUCCUAAGAAUUACCAGCACAUCCUGGCUUUGGAAUUUGCUGUGAAGGAAAUCAAUGAAAACCCACAGAUCUUACCCAAUCUCACCUUGGGUUUCCGCAUCUAUGACAGCUAUGAUAAUGGUAAGAGCACCUAUCACGCCACCAUGCUACUUCUAUCAUCCAUGAAGGGGUUGAUCCCCAACUACAUAUGUAACAUCCAGAACAGUGCAAUAGCUGUUGUUGGGGGACUGGAUGCCCAUAUCUCCUUUUAUGUGGCCACUAUGUUGGAUAUUUAUAAGAUUCCACAGGGAGGUGGGGUGUCUUAUUAUUUUGGGGAUGGAGGCAGCACUACCACGAGCUUCAUCAUACUGGCACAGUGGGCAUCCUGCCACUCGUGGCUGUGCCAGUAUGUCGAACUUCACAGCACUGCUGCUGUUCAUGCAUAUAAGGACACAAGUCUUGCAGAGUCCUGCUCCAGCAGUGGCAGCAGCGGCAUGCUCAUUUAUGGCUCCACUCCAUUGAUGAAUGAUAAAACUCCAGGCCUUUUUUUUUAUCAGUUGGUUCCACCAGAAGCCCUUCAACAUGCAGGGAUGGUCUCACUGCUCCAGCAUUUUAACUGGACCUGGGUUGGUCUCCUUGCAGUGGAUAGUGAACAUGGAGAAGAAAUUAUUCGAAAUGUGGUUCCACUUUUUUCCAAAAAAGGAAUAUGUUAUGCUUUUAUUGAAAAACUCCCAAAAUAUAGUGAUGUAACGGGAUUGAAAGGUAUGGUUGAUCAGGGAGCAAAAGUAUAUGAGCUUAUCAUGGACAAUAAAACUAAUGUGAUCAUUGUCUUUGGAGAAUCUACCACCAUGGGGACUUUGAGAUGGUUCACAUAUCUACCAGAGUUUGCAACAGUGUCAAGUAAACCUAAAGGAAUUGUAUGGAUACUGAAUGCUCAGAUUGAAUUUGCUUCAUCAGCAUUUCAACGCACUUGGGAUACAGAAAUAAUCCAUGGUGCUUUUUCUUUCACAAUGCAGUCUGUUGAUCUACCAGAGUUUAAAUCAUUUCUUAAGAAGAAAAAUCCCUUCACAACCAAGGAAGACGGAUUUAUCAAUCUGUUCUGGCAAAAUGUUUUUGACUGCGUUUUGCCUGAUGCAGUUCCAAGUGAUGAGCCUGAGAACAUUUGUAAUGGAGAAGAGAAUCUAGAGACCCUUAUUGCAUCUUUAUUUGAAAUGAAAAUGACUGGUCAUAGCUACAGCAUUUAUAAUGCUAUUCAUUCUUUAGCUCAUGCUUUACAUGCCAUGUCCUCCUCAAAACAUAAAAGAAGAGGUCUGACAGACAGAAAAAGAGGGAAGAUCCAUAAAAAAGACUUCUGGCAGCUCCAUAACUUUCUGAGAACUGUAUCUUUUAACAACAGUGCCGGAAAACUUGUUUCAUUUGAUCAGAAUCGGGUAGUAAGAGGUGGAUUUGAUGUUAUUAACUGGAUUAUUUUCCCAAACCAAUCAUUUAUUCGAGUGAAAAUUGGAUAUAUAGAUCACUUAAAUCCUUCAGAUGAAAUGUUAACUAUCAAUAAUGAAAACAUUACAUGGCACAAAUGGUUUAAUCAGGUACAACCUAUUUCUGCAUGCAGUAAGAAUUGUUUUUCUGGUUUUAGCAAAAAAGUGAAGGAAGGGAAGCCAUUUUGCUGCUAUGACUGUAUUCCUUGUCCAGAAGGGAGAGUUUCAACUGAAAUUGACAGAAUUGAAUGUUCCAAAUGCAAAGAGAAAACCUAUCCCAACAAGAAAAGGGAUUUCUGUAUACCCAAAAUCAUUAGUUUCUUGUCUUAUGAAGAACCUUUAGGAAUCAGUUUAGCUUCUUUUGCACUUUCCUUUUCUUUGACUACAGUUCUUGUGCUAAGUGUAUUUAUGAGGAAUCACAAUACUCCCAUAGUCAAAGCUAACAACCGGGACUUGACCUACACUCUCCUCAUCUCCCUUCUGCUCUGCUUCCUUUCAGUGCUACUAUUCAUUGGCCAGCCUGGAAAAAUGACCUGUCUUCUCCGACAAACAACUUUUGGAAUGGUUUUCUCAGUGGCUAUUUCUUCUAUUUUAGCCAAAACCAUCACAGUGGUUCUUGCUUUCAUAGCCACCAAGCCAGGAUCUAGCAUGAGAAAAUGGGUGGGGAAAAAGUUAACUAAUUCCAUUGUUAUUUCCUGCUCCCUCAUCCAAGCAAGCAUCUGUAUUUUGUGGCUGGCAAUGGCUCCCCCCUUCCCAGAUGUUGAUAUGGUCUCAGUGAUUGAAGAAAUUGUACUGCAAUGUAAUGAAGGCUCUGUGACCAUGUUUUAUUGUGUCCUUGGCUAUAUGAGUUUCCUGGCUCUUAUCAGCUGCACCACAGCUUUCCUUGCCAGGAAGUUACCUGACAGUUUCAAUGAAGCCAAGUUCAUCACCUUCAGCAUGUUGGUCUUUUGCAGUGUUUGGUUGUCCUUUAUCCCAGCAUACCUGAGUUCCAAAGGGAAAUACAUAGUGGCUGUGGAGAUUUUCUCCAUUUUAGCAUCUGGUGCUGGGCUUCUAGGUUGCAUAUUUUCCCCAAAAUGUUAUAUCAUUGUGUUCAGGGCUGAACUGAAUAACAGGGAACAACUAAUAAGAAGAAAAGACUGA